Messenger RNA from Chlamydomonas reinhardtii, 2059 nucleotides. RefSeq lists its product as uncharacterized. Lineage: Eukaryota; Viridiplantae; Chlorophyta; Chlorophyceae; Chlamydomonadales; Chlamydomonadaceae. The record is from RefSeq and is a predicted model, not a curated record. Bases 316 to 999 code for a protein of 227 amino acids. Gene Ontology annotation, molecular function: calcium ion binding. The transcript has 6 exons.
ACUAAUCAGCGAGCUUGAUGCAAGCUAGCUAGCGCGGGGCACAUACUGGCACAUAUACACAGUACCACUGCGCGCGCGCAGCAGUUUCACCCGCCGGCCACGCACCUACCUGGUCUCCGGCCUUUUGCACAGGCACCAACGUGGAAGCACGCCAUGAAAUCGAAGUUGGGCGCUGCCCGCAGGGCUUCCAUUGCAGCAACAGCAGCAGUAAUGUCUCCACCGCUAAUGCCACGGCCAAAGCCGGGCAAGCAAGCAAGGGCACCCCGUCGCCAGCUCGUCACAGCGAGCCUGCUUAUCUUCUGGGCCUUUGCCAUCAUGCCAAUUCUGUCGGCAGGGCGCUCACUGCUCGCGGCAGGUGGCCAGUCGGCAUGCGCUCAGCAGCAGGGCGGAAGCGACCCGUGCUUCCCUGGCAAGUGCCAAGGAAAAUCUGGUAGCGACUUCAGCUGUACGUGCCCGUCAGGCUACAAGGUGGCUGCGAGCAACAAGAAGUGUGACGCGGACCCAUGCGCCUCGGUGGAUUGGGAGUCGGUCGACGCCUGCGUCUAUGCAAACUCCCAGCUCUCGGUGACCUGCAAGUCCGGCUUCGAUUCCUAUAACUCCAACAGCAAGAAGUGCCGUGACAUCGACGAGUGCGAUGGCUUCGACCGCGCCACUGUGGCGUCCUGCACAAACAGCAAGGGCUCCUACACCGUCAUUUGCAAGCCCGGCUUCCAUGACUACGACACCAACAUAACGUUCCGUUCGUACGGUGGUGACAGCUGCAUGACUGCGCCCCCGACCGGCGGACCCAUAUACUUGGCUGCGUGUUCCACGGCCCUGUCAGCCUGGCAGAACUUCAUGGUCGAGGACACGAACACCCUAAACCAGUAUGCGAUCAAGCUGGCAGCGAACCCGGCCAUGUCUCUAAACUACAUUGGCUCCUUCAGCGACGACACCGCCAAGCCGGCCCUUUCCAGUGACGUUGCUUCGAUGAGGACCUGGAUUCUGACCAGCAGGUGAGCAGCGAAAACUAACCUCUAUCUCUAAACUGCUUUGCGUGGUGGCUGGCUAGCGGGGACUCCUAGGGCCGGAGGGCGGAGGCAAGCCGAGGUUGCUUGCGGGCUUGGAUGGUGGGCGGGAUGUAUGGUGAAAUUGGAACAUGCUGGGAGGUUGCACACACGUGUGGUACAUCCUUCAUACUUCAUGAUACUUCCUGAACUGCAGCAAUAAUGGGGUGCCUCUGGCUAACGACCUUGGAUACUUGUGCUUUCUUCACACACAGGACCGUGGGGCAAUACACGAGCUUUACCCUGGUGGGCACCAACCGCUGCAUUGUGGUGGAUUACCCGUCGUUCCACGUCAGGACCUGCAUCGCCUUCCAGGCACAGACACUCUACGUCUAUGCUGCAGUUGUGUAAGGUGCGUGUGUACUUCGGCCCUUCCCUGUUUUGCUGGGCACAUGACCCCCCUCCCCGCCUCGACCGCCCUUAUUCUUGCAUAUGUACAUGCGUGCAGUGACACGUAAGCACGGAUGUCUACCUGCUGCGCGCUCAUCCACCCGUCUGCAACUGGCCUACCCAACACUGGUAGCAGUUCGAAUGAAGGCCCACCGACUUGCCUGGCUGUACUGCUGGGCUGUAGGAAAAUUGAUCAAUAAGCCAUCCUGCCCUCAGGGCUCAUGUAUGCACGCAGUAGGUGGUGCACGGGCCUACCUUGCCUGCAGUAUUCAUGCGCAGUAGAAUUGAUACAAUCGAUCGAAGUCAUCUGGGGCUAGCUUAGCAGUAGCAGUGAGCGUGAACCAUGUACUGUGUAUCUGUGCGGCGGUGCGCCACGCAUGCUUGUCUGUUGACGUGCGUGGGAAGUAACGGACAUUCAUACCAUGCACGGCAGCAGCACGCGCGGGCUAGAUGGGCUCUAAUGACUUCUUGGAAGAAAGCAAGGUUAUCAAGUACUAAGGUGGACGCGCGUGCGGUAGGGAUGUAUGUGUUGACUGGCCUACCUGAUGACCUGCUGGCAUGCGGCAGCGCGCGCGGAGUAACGUACCUUGCCGCGAUCACCCCGCAUGUAAUGAAUAUUUGAU